UGUGUAUAUAUGUAUAUUGGAUUUUUCAUCUUACUGUACUUCGAAAAUGAAAACCUGGAAAUUACAGGUUUAUAGGGUUUGGAAAGCAAGGAGGUUAUGCGCCUCCUAUGCGUUCUUGUCUACUAUUAAUUUUUUUUUCUUGUCUACUAUUAAUGCUGGCAAAUACUGACGUAUUACAUUACUUGUUUGUUAAAUGCCAAAAAAUAUAUAGAUUACUAAAAUUUGUUGCAUCUUUUUGACAGUUAGCAUAUUAGUAGCGUUUUUUUUUGAAACCAUAUCAUUAUCGUUUACGUGAUGUGUUUUUGUGCUGUGUUUUGUGGAAUAACUAAUUGCAUAUGGCAUACAUCAGGACUUUGGUUCAGUGAAUUACUAUACUGUAAAAGCAGAUAUUCAACAUACACUUGUGAAGUAUGUAGUGUGAAUCUUCUUAGUAUAGUGUUUGGGGAUAGACUCUAUUAAAGUGUGAGCAAUUUUUAGGACAAUCUCACCAAUAUAGCAUUUUUCCAUUAAACAUGUAGACUUUGAUUCAGUAAUUCUCAGAAUCUAUUGGAUAGAUCAUAGGUAUGUUAAGAUGUCUUGUGAAAUUUGUCUGGAAGUUGCACUAUUUCGAUACCGUGUGAUGUAAACAUGCAUCUUCUGCAAUGUGGUGUUUCCAAUAAUGUGAAAGUUCUCCUAUAUCUUUAUAUUGCCCUUUUAUCUUGUGUUUUUUAACUGGUUUUCUUGACUCAAGAAUGUUUCAUUAGUUUUUUAGUUCUCAUUUAUGAAAUGAAGACAUCUUCCUUCGUAACUCCAUUUGGGAUAAUGUGAUCAUGUGUCAUGGGGCUAUAUAAUUCCUUGGAGGAGUAGCCAAACAGACCAUAGGUGAGCUCGAAGACGCAAGCAGAUGCAACGAUUAGAGAACUAAGUAUUGGAUAAUUGAGGACUCCUAAUGCCAGUUUGAUCUUGAUAGUACAUAGUUCUUUACUUUGGACAUAUGGGCUCACUCUGCAGUAGACAGCAACAUUUCAAUCAUGCUGAUUCUGAAGAAAAUGCACAUACUGCAGAUAUAGAAAGGCGGAUCGAGCAAGAAGCAAAGGCCGAGAAGCAUAUUCAGAAACUUCUCCUACUUGGUGUCGGAGAGUCAGGGAAGUCAACUAUAUUUAAGCAGAUAAAACUUUUGUUUCAAGCUGGCUUUGAUGAGGCAGAGCUAAAGAGCUAUAUCUCGGUCAUCCAUGCCAAUGUGUAUCAGACAAUAAAAAUAUUGCAUGAUGGGGCACAGGAAUUGGCUCAAAAUGAAACAGAUUCCUCGAAGUACAUUAUAUCUGCUGAAAAUAAGGAAAUUGGAGAAAGACUUUCACAAAUUGGAGGCAGGUUCGAUUAUCCCUGUCUCACUAAAGAGCUUGCGCAGGAGAUAGAAACUCUUUGGAAAGAUGCUGCCAUACAGGAGACAUAUUCUUGUGGUUAUGGACUCCAAGUUCCAGAUUGUGCCCUUAUUUCAUGGAAAAUUUACAGAGAUUGUCUGACGAAAAUUAUGUUCCGACAAAGAGUAUUCAAACUGGUUAGUUCCUGGGUUCCAUCCAUCCUCGUGAAUUCUGCCAAUCUUUUGGAGGAUGUUCUUUAUGCCAGGGUUCGCACAACUGGUGUUGUAGAAAUCCAGUUCAGCCCAGUUGGAGAGAACAAAAAAAGUGGGGAAGUAUAUCGACUCUUUGAUGUUGGAGGCCAGAGGAAUGAGAGAAGGAAGUGGAUUCAUCUAUUUGAAGGUGUCACAGCUGUGAUAUUUUGUGCUGCCAUUAGCGAGUAUGAUCAAACAUUAUUUGAAGACGAAAACAAGAAUCGAAUGAUGGAGACAAAGGAACUCUUUAAUUGGAUCCUGAAGCAACCAUGUUUUGAGAAGACAUCCUUCAUGCUAUUUCUUAACAAGUAUGAUAUAUUCGAGAAGAAGGUUCUGAAAGUAAGAGCAAAUAUAUAUGUAAAUGUUUAGUUGUUUGAGGACUUCUUCCCUGAAAUUUAGAUCUGG
This is a messenger RNA of Ilex paraguariensis (yerba mate), 1996 nucleotides long. The record is from the annotation of a GenBank genome assembly. Lineage: Eukaryota; Viridiplantae; Streptophyta; Magnoliopsida; Aquifoliales; Aquifoliaceae.